AUGGAUACAAGGCAGCUGCUUGAGGCUUCUCAAACUGGAAAUCUCCCUCUUUUGCAUCAACUGCUGACAGAUGAUCCACAGCUUCUACAUAAUGCUUCGCUAGCUUCCGGAGAGAAUCCCUUGUAUGGUGCUUCCGCUGCUGGUCAUGUGGAAUUUGUCAAGGUGGUUCUAGAGUUGAAACCAUCUCUUGCAAAAGAAUUGAGCAAGGAUGGCUUUAGUCCCAUGCAGGUGGCAUCUGCCAAUGGCUAUCUAGAGAUUGUAAGGGCUCUGCAGAGAGCUGAACCUGAAUGCUCCCAGGUUAAAGGAAAAGAUAAUUGGACUCCAUUGCAUAAUGCUGCUAGGAGAGGCAGGGUAGAUAUUAUCCGAGAAAUAGUUUCGGCUUGUCCACAAAGUGUUGAAGAUGUGACAGUACAAGGGGAGACUGCGCUACAUGUUGCUGUUAAGAACAGCCAAUUUGAAGCAAUAAGAGUCCUGUUGGAAUUGGUGCGAGAAAUGGACAAGUUGCAUUUCCUGAAUAUGAAGGAUAAUCUUGGCAACUCGAUUCUUCAUCUUGCAACUUGGAAAAAGCAACACCAGGUGGUGGAAUGGCUAGUUGGCACUGCAACUGCUUCAGCAGGUGUGUUGGAAGUAGACACUGUAAAUCAGAGCGAUCUCACUGCUCUUGAUCUGCUGCUGCUUUUCCCUAGUGAAGCCGGAGAUAGGGAAACGGAGGAGAUUCUUCGUGGUGCUGGAGCUUUGAGAGCACGAGAGAGAGUCCAGUCUAGUUCUGAUGUAUCUUCAUCUGGUCAAAACCAUAACCAGAUGGCAUCAGAGACUCAUCAACAGCUGCCACAUAGCGUGGCUUCCACAGCAGCAGAUGUAGUCCAGUCUAGUUCAGAUGUACCUUCACUUGGUCAGAAUCAUAACAAUAUAGCACCACAGGCGCAUCAAGAGCAAGUGGCUUCAACAGCAAUAGAUAUAGCCCAUCCUCUUUCUGAUGUACCUUCACUUGAUCAGAAUCAGAACCAAAUGGCACCACAAACCAAUCAAGAGCAGCCAAAUAAUGUGGCUUCGACAACACUAGCUCUAGUCCUUCCCAUUCCUUCUGAUGAAAGCAUUGGCUCUCCUAGUCAGAACCACACUCAAGUGGCAUCACAGACUCCUCAAGAGAAGCAAGAAGAAGAUUUGACAGAGUUCUUCAAGUUCAAAAGGGGAAGAGACUCUCCUAGUGAUGUACGUACGGUACUGUUAGUAGUAGCUGUAUUAGUGGCUACAGCCAGCUAUGAAAUUGCACUCAAUCCUCCAGGUGGUCUUUGGUCUGACACAAACUUGAGCAAAAAUGGGACUGAGCCACCACACCUUGCAGGGACUUCCAAUAUAGCUUCUUAUUAUCCAUUAUACUCCAUUUUUGGAGCCAUUUUCAACUGCAUUGGGUUCUCAGUUUCUCUUCAGAUGAUCUAUAUCCUUACAACCGGUUUCCCUUUGCGGUUGGAGCUUAUAGUGUGUGGCCUUGCAAUGUACGCAACCUACAUCAAUGGUUUGCUUACUAUUUCUCCAGGUGAGGGCCCAGGUUGGUACUUAUGGUUUAUACUUACGCCAGCUUUACCUCCGGUGAUACUAUUUCCUACCAAAAAGGUUAUGAAAUUUAUCAUGAAGCGCAUAGAACUGCGAAACCAAGGUGGUGAUGAUGAUACUGUGGAUCCAGUUUAG
Molecule: messenger RNA, 1689 nt
Organism: Fragaria vesca subsp. vesca
Lineage: Eukaryota; Viridiplantae; Streptophyta; Magnoliopsida; Rosales; Rosaceae
Exons: 2
Coding region: 1-1689 (562 amino acids)
Molecular function (GO): protein binding
Source: RefSeq, a predicted model, not a curated record